Molecule: messenger RNA, 2008 nt
Organism: Branchiostoma floridae (Florida lancelet)
Lineage: Eukaryota; Metazoa; Chordata; Leptocardii; Amphioxiformes; Branchiostomatidae
Exons: 4
Coding region: 272-1003 (243 amino acids)
Molecular function (GO): protein binding
Source: RefSeq, a predicted model, not a curated record
CGCAGACGUUAAGUUUAUCCUGUUACUGCGAUCUAGAUACCAGGAAUUUCUCAAUCCACCGCGGCUCCGAGGCACAGUGUCUCCCCGCCUUCUCAGCUUAUUUUGCCUGACAGCGAAACGGCACGACGCUAGUCGCUAGGAUCGAAGGCAAAGCGGGUGUUUGCAUUUAUCGUCCUGGAAACGUGUGAAGCACAGCAAAGUAGCCGGCGUUGUGCGUGCGGCUGGCUCCCCGCGGCCAAUUAGACUGAAGUGGGCUUGUUGGGUGACGUGCAUGCGGAGUAAUCACACGUCUUCAUCACACGGAGCGUUAUCAGGGCCUGCUUCCCUCAGGACAAGACUGCUGCAGCCGCACAGGCAGCUGAAUCAGGGAACAACAACAACCAACAUGGCAGCACACUUCGUACCACCGGCCUGCCUGGUACGGCUGAUGGUGAUGGUAGUGUUGUCUGUGUGCGUGCGUGCCAGAACGUGCCUUCAUGAUGCAGCUUUUCCGUCCAAUGUUUCGGCCUUCCGUCCUUACAACGUGACCCUGUCUGAAGUAGCGUCCGACACAGCUACAGUUGGCUGGUGGUACGGGUGGCCUCCUCAGCCCGGUGCCGACCUGCCCUCUGAUAACUACACGGAUAGUGGACAUGUGGACACAAACGGCACCGAAAUGGCUCUCACUGGUUUUGAUGUCGUGACAAGAGUAGCUGACGACGUCUACGAUACCAGGACUAUCACGACAGUUGACGCAUCGCAAAGAUCUUUGCCGCUCACGUACCUUAAACAGGAAACGGCGUACGUGGUCUACGUCUACGCGAACCAUGAUGAGUUCUGCGUCCGGAGUGGGGAGACUGUGGAAUUUGUGACGACAGCAGAGUAUUCAGUAGACGGUGAAAUGUUGUCAACCCACUCGGAGGAUAACUCGAGAAUGGAACAACGAAUUUUCAUGAUUUUUGAUACCAAUCUUUUCCGGAAUAUCCAGAGUGGCCUACAGAAGGGGACAAGAAGUUCACUAUAGAAGAGUUUGUUCUCAUUGGAGUCGUCGUCCUUGUGUGGCUCUCCGUCAUUGGUCUGUUUCUGCGGCAAUGGGAUCACAUCCGAGGCAUGGCACCACGUGACACCAUGCGGCCGCGCCCUCCUACCCCUAAGCCACCAACCAAUGAGGAGUACCCUACUAUCACCAUCGUGCAAGACGAGAAAGAUUCCCUCAUAAGGACUACUCGGUUUUGAUCGGAUUUGGUCCAAACAUUUGUUCCACUUCAGAGUCAAGUAGACAAUAAAGGUACAUGCUUAUGUACUCCGGAAGGAAAAGUUAUGCGAUGUUGUACUUAUAUGUGAAGUUUAAAAAAAAUGAAGGUUCAGUUGUUGUCAGUCACAUGUCUUAAACGUUAUAUUGGUGUGUGCAGAAGUGUUUUGAUGUUACGAGUAACUUACCAAUUCAAACGUUUAGAUGUCUUUGGUCUUCUGACGUCAUUGUCUUGUCAUUUUAUGAUCAGGUAGCGCAGUGCGUUUCACAAAGUUCAGUUCUAUUGCAUACCAUGUUUUAAAGUCUUAGCUUAAGUUGGACGUCCUUUAUCACCCCGCCAUGAAGUUAGCUUGUUUUGUGCUUCUGUACAAUCUGACAAAGAUUAAAUCUAAUACUGUAUCUGGGAGCUGGCUUUGAUGUAUACCUAUUUUUUUUUUCAACCUAUAUUAUGUCAUAUGCGUUUUUGCUAUUCCAUAGGCCUUCUUUACUUGCUACUCCUCGAGUAUUUUUUGCUUUAAAUAGAAUCGUACAAAGUAAUGCCCUUUCACACUUUGCCUUAGUGUAAUUCCUUAUGAGUUAUACAGUGACAUUUCUUAAUAAGCAGUCUUGCUAAUAUGCAGUCUUGUUGCGCACUGCAUACGCACCUCAUACGCAAUGGAUAUAUUGAAGACAUAUUUCAUACGCAAGAUAGGCUUGUCGUAAAAUUAAAUUUAUUCCGAAAAUUCCAGAUGUUGGGUGCACAAUUGCGUAUUGACUCCGAAAUUCAUACGAACAUCA